This is a messenger RNA of Grosmannia clavigera kw1407, 1119 nucleotides long. RefSeq names its product mitochondrial ornithine carrier protein. The transcript has 2 exons. The coding region runs from base 1 to 1119 and encodes 372 amino acids. Gene Ontology annotation, molecular function: L-ornithine transmembrane transporter activity. NCBI's taxonomy places the organism in Eukaryota, Fungi, Ascomycota, Sordariomycetes, Ophiostomatales, Ophiostomataceae. Gene Ontology annotation, biological process: mitochondrial L-ornithine transmembrane transport. The record is from RefSeq and is a predicted model, not a curated record.
AUGGCAGCUCCCUCCGACGUCAAGGUGGUGAUGCCGUCUAUCCUGACCGGGAACAGCUCUCCGCCGAUUCUCUCUUCACAACGUCGUGCGGCCAUCAUGGAAGCUGUCGGGGACAUUGUCUACGGAUCGGCUGCCGGUGUGGUCGGCAAGUACAUUGAGUAUCCCUUUGACACGGUCAAAGUCCGCCUGCAGGCCCAACCCGACCAUCUGCCGCUGCUGUACAAGGGUCCCAUCGACUGCUUUCGCCAGUCGAUCCAUGCCGACGGGCUGUUGGGCCUGUACCGGGGCAUCAGCGCGCCUCUCGUGGGCGCGGCUCUGGAGACGAGCAGCCUGUUCACGUUUGAGCGUCUAGGCCGCGAGGCCCUGUUUCGUUCUGGCUACUAUUCGCGCGACCGGCCGCUGCCGCUGUCGGCCCUCUACUUUGCCGGCGCCUUUUCGGGUGCCUUCACGUCGCUCGUCCUGACGCCCAUCGAGCUGGUCAAGUGCAAGAUCCAGGUGCCGGCAGCCCACAACAACGGCGGCAAGCCAGGCCAGACGGAGCACCGUCGCCCGCUGGCCGUCAUCCGCGAGAUCUACCGCCACGAGGGUCUGCGCGGGUUCUGGCACGGCCAGCUGGGCACGCUCAUCCGCGAGGCCGGCGGCUGUGCGGCCUGGUUUGGCGGCAAGGAGACGACGACGAGCCUGCUGCGCGAGCUCAACGUCCGGACGGCCCUGGGCGACAUGGCCGCAACGCCAGCGGCCUCGGAGCUCGAGCAGCUGGAGCGUGCACAGCGGCUGCAUCGGCUGCAGCACGACCAGCUGCCGCUGUGGCAGCAGGCCGUGGCCGGUGCCUCGGCCGGCAUGGCCUACAACUUCCUCUUCUUUCCCGCCGACACAGUCAAGUCGCGCAUGCAGACGACGCCGGUGGGCGCAGGCCUGGGCCUGGGCUUGGGUGCAAACCCGGAUGCCGCGUCUCCACAGCGGCGCACCUUCUUGGCCGAGUCGCAGGCGCUCUGGAAGCAGGCCGGCGUGCGCGGCUUCUACCGGGGCUGCGGUGUGACCGUGUUGCGGUCGGCACCCAGCUCGGCUUUCAUUUUCAUGAUUUAUGAUGGGUUGCAGUCGAAUUUUCCUUUGGCAUGA